This is a messenger RNA of Oncorhynchus gorbuscha (pink salmon), 2872 nucleotides long. RefSeq lists its product as uncharacterized. Bases 142 to 771 code for a protein of 209 amino acids. The transcript has 3 exons. Lineage: Eukaryota; Metazoa; Chordata; Actinopteri; Salmoniformes; Salmonidae. The record is from RefSeq and is a predicted model, not a curated record.
GCGCAGUUGUUUACGGUCUGGGAACGCCCACAUCCUGGUACUGCUUGUCUCACGUGUUCAAACAAGCGGAACAGAGAAAGUCUCUUCAUAUGAAAUGAACAGUGAUCCUCCAACUGUAGCUUUGGAAUUGAGUCAAGACCAAUGGCAGGCUGUCUGACAGAGUUGAUCACAGCAUGUUCCAACAUCACACUGUCCGUCUCGGCCCUGUACACAGCAUAUCAGCUCUUCAAGGACCACAGAGCUCCAGCGGUGGGUUUCUUUCUGCUCGGUCUCUCCUCAGGCCUCUGCACCCUGCCUCUCUCCUUCAGCCCAUACCUGACCUCUGUACAGGAGGACCUGGAGUGGGCCGGCGAGGUCCUGGCUCCACCGCUAGUCUCCUUCGGCUUCCUGUGGCUCAGCGAAGACCGCACCACAGCCAACACCCUCCUUAUUGGCUCAGCUCUCCUCCCGGUGCUCUGCGAUUGGCUGUCAGCGGACGAGUUGAUGCUGAUGUCACGCUGUCUGGCGCUCUCUGCCGUCUCCUGCUCGCUCACUGUGUGUCUGUUUGCGGGAAACGCUGUCGGGGCCCUGGGCAGUGUGGCCCUCAGCCUGCCCCAAAUGGUGGCCCCCAGGGUGGGGGUCAAGACUCUGGCUCCCCUUGUCUCUCCAGGGGCCACUGUGGGACUGCUUAAGUGGCUCCUGAAGGGCUCCAUUGCUGUAGGGUGCUGGGCCUCUGAGAAGGCACUUAGCAAGUACCUGUUGGAACUGAAGGACCUGGACUCCCCAUUUUAACUUGUUACCACUGUAACUCAGGGUUUCCCCAAACUCAGUCCUCAGGACCCCGGGGUUUCCUUUCUUUCCUAAGCACUACACCGCUUAUUCAAAUAAUCAACUAAUCAUCAAGCUUUGUAGUGUUUGGGCAAAAACCAAAAGGUGCACCCCUUGGAGUCCCGAGCAUGGAGUUUGGGAAACUGUAACAUCACUGUAACAGUUACUGACUGUCUGAACAGUUCAAUAGUCCCUCACACAUGAUCAUGACUGAUUGUUAAGUUGAUGUGGUCUCAUGAUGUGCACAUAGAGCUGCUGACAGAAGAGAACCAGAUGGAGGGUCUAUUUAUUUUGUCCUGCAGGGCCUUGCCUCAUAGAAGUAGAACGAAUAGAACGGUCUGGAACCUCUGACCAUGGCGAUUUGACUGGUAAAAGUAAUGGGUGCACUCAAAAUGAGCACGCUUGUUCUACGUAUUCUAGCACUGUGGCUUGCCUUUGAUCUGUAGCCAAUAACCUUUCCAAUUCCUACUGGCCAAUGACCUUUCCAAUUCCUAUUGGCCAAUGAGCUUUCCAAUUCCUACUGGCCAAUGACCUUUCCAAUUCCUACUGGCCAAUGACCUUUCCAAUUCCUACUGGCCAACGACCUUUCCAAUUCCUACUGGCCAAUGACCUUUCCAAUUCCUACUGGCCAAUGACCUUUCCAAUUCCUACUGGCCAAUGACCUUUCCAAUUCCUACUGGCCAAUGACCUUUCCAAUUCCUACUGGCCAAUGACCUUUCCAAUUCCUACUGGCCAAUGACCUUUCCAAGAGAUUAUCCUUAUAAGGAUGCCAUUCUGCCAAUUUGGAGGUGACAUGAUCCACCAUUGGGACAGAUGGCUGUUGCCAGUGUAUGAGCACUGUCAAGGACGUUGUUCUACUUGUUCAGCUUAUCGUCAUGGCCAGGGGGCUCUGCUCUGUUAUCCAAGUACUGUCAUCUAUGCAAGUCGAAGAAGCACUGGUGUCUAAUUCUAAAAAUGUAAACAUUAUUGAUGAUAUUAGUAACAGCGGUUAAUAAUAUUUUAUGUGCUAAAAUAUUGAUUUGCUAAAGUAUCAACAAAAGGAGUAGUGCUUGGAUCUAACGCUUGUAUGUACUGAUUGUCAUGGGUCACUAAUACUCCCAACCUCUUCCACUCCGCAUGUUAGAAAGUCUAACUCAUCUCUGGAUGUUGAUUUACAGGACAGUGUCAUUACCAAUUGGCUAUAAAAGAUUCUAUCUGCUUACUCUGUGAAAAUAUCCUCCCAACGGUGACUCUAUGAGGAGGAUGGAAGUGCCUUCCAGACAUUUACUACUGUCUAUGUCUAUGAGGGUGCCUCCCAAAUAUCACCCUAUUCCCUAUGUAGUGCACUACUUUUAAUCAGAGCCCAUUUUGCCUCCCAAAUAUCAUCCUAUUCCCUAUGUAGUGCACUACUUUUAAUCAGAGCCCAUUUUGCCUCCCAAAUAUCAUCCUAUUCCCUAUGUAGUGCACUACUUUUAAUCAGAGCCCAUUUUGCCUCCCAAAUAUCACCCUAUUCCCUAUGUAGUGCACUACUUUUAAUCAGAGCCCAUUCUGGGGAUAGGGUGGCAUUUUGGGGAACACUGGUUGAACCUGGGCUGGCUUGACUUCAGUGUCUUGUCCUACGAUGAGCACCAAACAGCUUGUACUAGACUAUGCUCACUGUGAAGCCAAACAGCUUGUACUAGACUAUGCUCACUGUGAAGCCAAACAGCUUGUACUAGACUAUGCUCACUGUGAAGCCAAACAGCUUGUACUAGACUAUGCUCACUGUGAAGCCAAACAGCUUCUACUAGACUAUGCUCACUGUGAAGCCAAACAGCUUGUACUAGACUAUGCUCACUGUGAAGCCAAACAGCUUGUACUAGACUAUGCUCACUGUGAAGCCAAACAGCUUCUACUAGACUAUGCUCACUGUGAAGCCAAACAGCUUGUACUAGACUAUGCUCACUGUGAAGACAAACAGCUUGUACUAGACUAUGCUCACUGUGAAGACAAUGUCAUUGACAGAAAGGACACGUCUGAGAGCCGAUAGCUUUAGUUGGCCAGGGUACAUGGCCAGGGUACAUGGCCGGGGUACAUGGCCGAGGUA